CCCCCAAAGAAGAAGAAGGGAGGGAAGAAGAAGUCCGCCAAGGGGAAGAAGAGCCCCGGACUGGUGGAUGGACUGUCCACUGAGGAAAUGAGCAAAGAUCAGCUGGAGGAGCACAUAGUGCGCCUUCGGGAGGAACUGGACAGAGAGCGGGAGGAGAGGAACUACUUCCAGCUGGAGAGGGACAAAAUCCACACCUUCUGGGAGAUCACCCGCCGCCAGCUGGAGGACAAGAAAUCAGAACUGCGUAACAGGGACCGCGAGGUGGAGGAGGCCGAGGAGAGGCAUCAGGUGGAGAUCAAGGUAUAUAAACAGAAAGUGAAGCACCUCCUGUAUGAGCAUCAGAACAACAUCUCCGAGCUGAAGGCGGAGGGCAGCGUCACCAUGAAACUGGCCCAGCAGGAUCAUCACACUCAGGAGAGCCUCCUGCGCAAAGAUACACGCGGACUGAGGGUGGAGAUCAAAGAGCAGGAGCUGGCCAAUGAGAUGGUGCUGAAGAAUCUCAAAAUGAAACAAGACGAGGAAAUGACGCGGCAAAGGAACGACUUUGAGAGACAAGUGAAAGAAAUUGAAAACAAAUAUGAGAAGAAGAUGCGCAUUGUGCGAGAUGAGCUGGAUCUGCGCAGGAAGACGGAGAUUCACGAAGUGGAGGAGAGGAAGAACGGACAGAUCAACACUCUGAUGAAGAACCACGAAAAGGCCUUCAGUGACAUCAAAAACUACUAUAAUGACAUCACACUUAACAAUCUGGCUCUCAUCAACUCACUCAAGGAGCAGAUGGAGGACAUGAGGAGGAAGGAGGACCGUCUGGAGAAGGAAAUGGCUGACCUCCAGUUACAGAACCGCAGACUGACUGAACCGCUACAGAAGGCUCGCGAAGAGGUGGCCGAACUCCAGAGACAACUGGCCAACUAUGAGAAGGACAAGACAGCCCUGGCUAGUACAAAAGCGCGUCUGAAAUCCACAGAGAAGGAGCUGAAUGACCUGAAAUGGGAACACGAGGUGUUGGAGCAAAGAUUCCAGAAGGUCCAGGUGGAGCGCGAUGAAUUGUACAGGAAGUUCUCCGCCGCCAUUCAGGAGGUUCAGCAGAAGAGCGGCUUCAAGAAUCUGAUGCUGGAGAGGAAGUUACAGGCGCUCGGCGACACCCUGGAGAAAAAAGAAGCUCAGCUCAACGAAGUCCUCGCAGCGUCAAACCUGGACCCCUCCGCCCUCAGCGUUGUCACCCGCAAACUGGAGGAUGUAUUGGACUCCAAGAACAGCGCCAUCAAGGACCUGCAGUAUGAACUCGCUCGAGUGUGCAAGGUGAGGAGGAUUCUGGGACAGGUAGAGGAGUCUGGUGUUCUGUAUGGGUCGCAGAGCUUGCACUCGUUCUGCUGUGUGGGUCGCAGAGCUUGCACUCCUUCUGUGUGGGUCGCAGAGCUUGCACUCGUUCUGCUGUGUGGGUCGCAGAGCUUGCACUCCUUCUGUAUGGAUCGCAGAGCUUGA
Molecule: messenger RNA, 1482 nt
Organism: Staurois parvus
Lineage: Eukaryota; Metazoa; Chordata; Amphibia; Anura; Ranidae
Source: the annotation of a GenBank genome assembly